CAAUAUCAGGGUUUAAAUCUCUCAGUUUAUUUUACCAAGAGCUAAUGAGUGUCUGGAGAACUGAGCUGAAUUAUGAAACAUCACAGGCUGAUUUUGUUUGUUUUUAUCUCAAGUUAUUUCCUUCUGUGUCAAUCCAAACUGCCGAAAAAGAAAUGCGUUAAUGUGGGUUACUGUGACUUCCAACAGCCGCCGUGUGGGGUGUGUGGGCGGAAGAUCAACCUGACAAUAACGGCUAUAAAUAACCUGAACGCCCCCUACUUCAACAUCUCAGUGACUCUGGUCAAUGUUUACCAGAGAAGGUUGAGUUCAAUGAUGGAAGAGGCGGCUAAUAAGUUGUCUAGCUUCAGGUUUAAGCUGAACUACUAUCCCAACCUGGGAUAUUCCAUUGACAGCAUCAACGACCUGGUUAAGACCAAUGAAAGGUAUUGGCUGCUGACUAACAAUGGUGCAGGAGACGAUUUUUGUGGUAUACACAACUACGUACCUGAUCACGAAGAGGAAAUCAUCUUACUUUACUCGCCCUCUUCAUUUGGUUGAUACAAGGCAUAUCGUCUUAGGAUAUCAUUCUGUGGAUACGCGUCUUUGUGGAUAAUGGAUUGUGGAUUGCCAUGCGGACCCUGCGUUUUAUGUUUUUGCCAUACUACUUUAAAAUCUAAUAAAAACUCAUUCAAAAAAAAUCUCAUGAAUCACUUUC
Physella acuta is the source of this 694-nucleotide messenger RNA. RefSeq lists its product as uncharacterized. The record is from RefSeq and is a predicted model, not a curated record. Lineage: Eukaryota; Metazoa; Mollusca; Gastropoda; Physidae.